CUCUCUGUUCUUGAAGUUUUCUGUCGCUGAAAUUUUCCAAGAAAAUCUCCCAUUGUAGCCCAAAAAAAGAAAAUUCUGAGCAGAAUAUUUUGGGAAUGACAAUAGAAGUACCAAAUCUUUGGGCCGUAAGGAGAAGCCGUAGCAAUGGAAGAAUCCCUAAAGAAAAAGAAAAGGCGUACGUCUUCCUGUUGGAUCAUGUAAAAUGGACAAACGAAAUUCCCUACUGUCCUCAAUACCAUCCAACAGAGGAGGAGUUAAAAAAUCCUUUACUUUAUCUGCAAAAGAUUGCUCCUGAUGCUUCCAAAUAUGGUAUUUGCAAAAUUAAAUCACCUUGGGAGGUUUCUGUGACUGCUGCUCAUGUACUGAGUAAGGAGAUCGAGGAUUUUAAAUUUGGAACUUUAGUUCAACCUCUUCAGGUUGAUACCGAGGGGGCAUUCUAUCAAGAGGAGGGCAGGAAAUAUACCUAUGGUACCUUCCAGCACAAGGCAAAUGAGGAGUUUGUUCGUCAGUUUCCUCGUGCAGGUGGUCGUCCUCUUUCAUACAUAGAAAAGAGAUUUUGGCUUGAAAUGGCUCAUAAACAAGAAACAGUUGAGUAUGCAGUGAAUGUUGAAGGCAGCGCCUUUUCCACGGAUCCUGGCGACAAGCUUGCAACAAGCAAUGGCAAUUUGAAGCAUUUUAAUAAGCUGCCAGACAAUGUUUUUCGCCACCUGGAUAUAACUGUUCCGGGAAUAACAGAUCCGAUGCUUUACAUUGGUAUGAUAUACAGUAUUUUUGCUUGGCAUGUGGAAGAUCAAUACUUAUAUAGCAUCAAUUAUCUUCACUCUGGAGCACCCAAAACUUGGUAUGGUGUUCCAGGUAAUGAGGCUCCUCAGUUCGAAAGGGUAGCAAUGUACCAUCUGUUUGCCAGUAAGAACUUUUCCCUCGAGGGUGAGGACAGAGUUUUCAAUAGGUUAGCAGGAAAAACGACAAUGUUUCGUCCAAAUUUAUUGCUGCAAAAUGGUGUACCUGUUUACAAGGCUCUGCAGAUGCCUGGGGAAUUUGUUGUUACCUUUCCUAGAGCAUAUCAUGGAGGAUUCAGUAAUGGUUUUAAUUGUGGCGAGGCAGUAAACUUUGCACUUAAAGAUUGGUUUCCAUUUGGGAAAGAUGCUGGAGAUCGGUAUGCACGUCUCCACAAGCAGUUGUUUGUUCCUUAUGAAGAGCUCCUUGUUAAAGAAGUAAUGUCGCGUAAUCACUCAGCUGCAGAAUCUGCCUCUCAAACUUCUGCUAAUGCUUGUUUUAGAGAGCAUAUAAAAUCUCUAAACAGCACUCUCAUGAACUUAAAGAAUCUAAAAGUUCCAUUUGUGUAUACACCAAAUUCUGAAAUAUCAAUCUGCAGCCUAUGCUACCAUGACUGCUACUUGGCCUCUGUCCGGUGUCAAUGUCGAACCAGAUGCCUUUUCCAUGAGCUUGUGAAGCUUCAUUGUUCUAAUGGAUGCAACAUAACUGUACAUCUAAGUCGAGAGGUGCUGCGUGUAGAAACUAAAGCUCUUGACCUUCAGAUUGAAGAAAUAAUGUCAGAGCAUGAACAUAUAGUUUCUUGCAUUGAAGAUGGACUUGCUCUAGAUAGAGAGUUGAAUACCAAAUUAGGACAAGCCCGUGCCAGCUCAAGUAGGAACUAAAUAAGCUGCAGAGUACACAAGACCUAACUGGGGCAUUCCAUAGCUCUCCAUAAACCAUUACAGAUAUCUUUUGCACAUAUCAAUCCAAAUUAU
Messenger RNA from Mangifera indica (mango), 1751 nucleotides. Its product is annotated as lysine-specific demethylase JMJ706-like. Gene Ontology annotation, biological process: chromatin remodeling. Gene Ontology annotation, molecular function: histone demethylase activity. NCBI's taxonomy places the organism in Eukaryota, Viridiplantae, Streptophyta, Magnoliopsida, Sapindales, Anacardiaceae. Gene Ontology annotation, cellular component: nucleus. The record is from RefSeq and is a predicted model, not a curated record. The transcript is spliced from 10 exons. Bases 96 to 1658 code for a protein of 520 amino acids.